AUGCUCAUCAAGGAGUAUCACAUCCUGCUGCCCAUGAGCCUCGAGGAGUAUCAGGUGGCCCAGCUCUAUAUGAUCCAGAAGAAGAGCCGGGAGGAAUCCAGCGGGGAGGGCAGCGGGGUCGAGAUUCUGGCCAACCGGCCCUACAGCGACGGCCCGGGAGGCAGCGGCCAGUACACCCACAAGAUCUACCACGUGGGCUCCCACAUCCCCAGCUGGUUCCGUGCCCUGCUGCCCAAGGCUGCCCUGCAAGUGGAGGAGGAGUCGUGGAACGCCUAUCCCUACACGCGCACCAGAUACACCUGCCCCUUCGUGGAGAAGUUCUCCAUCGAGAUCGAGACCUAUUAUCGGCCCGACUCCGGCAAACAGACCAAUGUCUUCAACCUCACGGCGGCCGAGAAGAGGCAGCGGAUUCUGGACACCAUUGACAUUGUGCGGGACCCCAUCUCGCCCAACGAGUACAAGGUGGAGGAGGAUCCCAAGCUGUAUCGCUCGGCGAAGACAGGCCGGGGGCCGCUGGGCGACGAGUGGCUGGAGGGGGCCAUGGCAGCCGGGCCCCUCAUGUGUGCCUACAAGCUAUGCAAGGUGGAGUUCCGCUACUGGGGCAUGCAGUCCAAGAUCGAGCAGUUCAUCCACGACGUAGGGCUGCGCAAGGUGAUGCUGCGGGCACACCGCCAGGCCUGGUGCUGGCAGGACGAGUGGACGGAGCUGACCAUGGAGGAUAUCCGGCAGCUGGAGGAGGAGACGGCCCGCAUGCUGGCCCAGAAGAUGGCCAAGUGUGCCGAGGCCGAGGAGGCGGCGGCUGCCCCCAGCGCCGAGGGCCGGGCUGAGCUGGGCAGCGCUGACGGGCAGGACCGAGCUGAGGGGCAGGGGCCACCCGACGCCUCCCCCGACGACGCCUUCGCCAAGCAGUGGUCCACGUCCUCCCGCUCCUCCUAUUCCUCCCAGCAUGGAGGGGGGGUAUCGCCCCAGAGUCUCUCAGAGUGGCGCAUGCAGAACAUCGCACGGGACUCGGAGAACAGCUCAGAGGAGGAAUUCUUCGAUGCGCACGAGGAUCUGUCUGACAGUGACGAGGUCUUUGCCAAGGAGAUGACCAAGUGGAACUCCAACGACUUGCUGGACACGCUGGACCGGCCAGGCGAGCUGGACGAGGGGCUGGGGGACGGGACCGGUGUGGCCAAGCCCAGUGGCAAUGGACUGACUGGGGCCAGCUUUGCCGAGGGUGGCUCUGUGGAGAGCGUGGCGCAGGCCUGCCGAAUCCACGCGCUGUUCCUGAUCCUGCACAGUGGGAACAUCCUGGACCAGGGUGCGGGCGAGCCGGGCUCCAAGCAGGCUGACGUGCAGACGCUGGCCGCCACCUUCGACGCCGUCGCCCGUGUGCACUUCCCUGAGGCGCUGGGCCAUGUGGCGCUGCGCCUGGUGCCCUGCCCGCCCAUCUGCGCCGCCGCCUACGCCCUGGUCUCCAACCUCAGCCCCUACAGCCAUGAUAGGGACAGCCUGUCCAGCAGCCAGGACCACAUCCCACUUGCUGCCCUGCCCCUGCUGGCCACAUCCUCCGGGAGCUACCAGCAUGCCGUGGCCACCACCAUCGCCCGUGCCAACCAGGCCCACAGCGCCUUCCUGCACUCCACUGAGGGCUCCGGCUUCUGCGGCCAGGUGGUGCUGAUCGGUGACUGCGUGGGGGGCAUCCUGGGUUUCGAUGCCCUGUGCCAGAGCCGGGCGGGCACUGCGGGGAGCUGGAGCAGCAGCCGCCGGGGCAGCCUGAACAUGGAGCCGAUCUCCCCAGAGCUGGGCAGCAGGAAAGACCCGCUGGCCGAGGGGGCAGGGGGGACGGGACGGGCCAGCCCCGAGCCCGGGGUACUCCCGCCCCCCCAGGAGCAGAGCGACGUGGACUCUGUGCACCAGCAGCACAAUUUCCUGUGCAGCCUGCAGGCCAGCGUCCCCCAGGGGGAGGUGGAGUUGCGGCGCAGCAGCUGCUCCUCGGGCUCAGCGCUGGACGGGGGCGAGGGCGCGGCCGCCCGCCUCGACUUCAAGGUGUCCGGCUUCUUCCUGUUCGGCUCGCCGCUGGGGCUGGUGCUAGCGCUGCGCAAGACGGUCAUGCCAGCCUUGGAUGUGGCCCAGAUGCGCCCGGCCUGUGAGCAGAUCUACAACCUGUUCCACGCAGCUGACCCCUGCGCCUCGCGCCUGGAGCCCCUGCUGGCCAAGGCCUUCCACGCUGUCCCCCCCCUGGGCGUACCUCGCUACCAGAAAUACCCGCUGGGCGAUGGCACCUCUGCACUGCUGGCUGAGGCCCUGCAGACUCAUUCCACCCUCUUCCUGGGCGACUUGGAGCUGACGGCGCCCACCACCCCUACCAGCUGUUUUGGGGGCUUCUGGAGAGGCAGCGAGACAGGAGAGCCUCCCGCUCCCUCCAGCACCAGCGAGGUCGUCAAGAUCCUGGAGCGGUGGUGGGGCCUGAAGCGCAUUGACUACUCCCUGUACUGCCCCGACGCGCUGACCGCCUUCCCCACCAUCACCCUGCCGCACCUCUUCCACGCCAGCUACUGGGAGUCCUCCGACGUGGUAGCCUUCAUCCUGCGCCAGGUGAUCGAGAAGGAGCGCCCCCAGCUGGCGGAGUGCGAGGAGAGCUCCAUCUACAGCCCCGCCAUCCCCCGCGAGAAGUGGCAGCGCAAGCGCACGCAAGUGAAGAUCCGGAACGUGACGUCCAACCACCGAGCCAGCGACGUCAUCGUGUGCGAGGGGCGGCCCCAGGUGCUGAGCGGGCGCUUCAUGUACGGCCCCCUGGACGUGGUGACGCUGACCGGGGAGAAGGUGGACAUCUACAUCAUGACGCAGCCGCUGUCGGGGAAGUGGCUGCACUACGGCACCGAGGUGACAAGCAGCAGCGGGCGCCUGGCCUUCCUCAUCCCGCCCGACAAGGCGCUGGGCAUCGGCAUGUACCCCGUGCGCAUGGUGGUCAGAGGGGAUCACAGCUAUGCCGAGGCCUUCCUGACGGUGGUGGCACGCAGCACCGAGGCGGUUGUCUUCAGCAUCGACGGCUCCUUCACGGCCAGCGUCUCCAUCAUGGGCAGCGACCCCAAGGUGCGGGCAGGCGCCGUCGACGUUGUGCGGCACUGGCAGGACUCAGGGUACAUGAUCAUCUAUGUGACGGGGCGGCCCGACAUGCAGAAGCACCGCGUGGUGGCCUGGCUGUCGCAACACAACUUCCCGCACGGCGUCGUCUCCUUCUGCGACGGCCUCACCCACGACCCCCUGCGCCAAAAAGCUGCCUUCCUGCAGAGCCUGCGCACCGAGGCAGAGGUCACCAUUGUGGCUGGCUAUGGCUCCACGAAGGACAUCUCGGUCUACAGCUCCCUGGGGCUCUCGCCCACCCAGAUCUACAUUGUCGGGCGCACCGUCAAGAAGUUCCAGAACCAGUGCCAGUUCUUGUCCGAGGGCUACGUGGCGCACCUGGCCCAGCUGGAGACGGCAUCGCUGGCACAUUCGCCCAAGGGGGCACCGCGGCCCACGCUGGGCAAAGGCACCUACGGCUGCCCCGCCCCCGUCGACUUCCUGCGCAAGCAGAGCCAGCUGCUGCGCUCGCGGGGGCAGAGCCAGGCGGAGCGUGAGGGGGGUGCCCCAGCACCGCCCCGCGCCAAGGCCCGCAGCAUCAGCCUCAAGCUAGAGAGCGAGGAGUGA
Emys orbicularis (European pond turtle) is the source of this 3675-nucleotide messenger RNA. RefSeq names its product phosphatidylinositol transfer protein membrane associated 1 (gene PITPNM1). Gene Ontology annotation, biological process: phospholipid transport. The coding region runs from base 1 to 3675 and encodes 1224 amino acids. Gene Ontology annotation, cellular component: cytoplasm. The record is from RefSeq and is a predicted model, not a curated record. The transcript has 23 exons. Gene Ontology annotation, molecular function: phosphatidylcholine intramembrane carrier activity; phosphatidylinositol binding; metal ion binding. NCBI's taxonomy places the organism in Eukaryota, Metazoa, Chordata, Testudines, Emydidae.